GAGGCGGGAAUAAGAAGAGGAGUGCUGUACACUGAAUCAUACUCAGCUUCUACAAGAAGUUUUUGCGCAUUCUCUCUGCAACUGCAAUACUGCAAUGGCUCGAAAUAGGGAGAGCUUGAUUUUGUUGCUUGAUGUCGGUCCUUCAAUGCACUAUGUUCUUCCUGCGGUUGAAAGAUUCUGUUCGAUGCUUGUGCAGAAGAAGUUGAAUUAUAACAAAACUGAUGAAGUGGCGAUCGUCUUGUUUGGAACUGAAGAAACUGAUAAUGAGCUGACGAUAGAAGUGGGUGGAUAUGAGCAUAUUGUGGUUUUACGAAAGAUGAAGGUUGUUGAUGGAGAUAUUGUUGACGCGUUACAAAACCUCCCACGAGGAACUGUUACUGGUGACUAUCUUGAUGCUAUCGUUGUUGGUAUGGAUAUGAUGAUAAAGAAGUAUCAAAAGACAAACAAAGGGAAAAAGCGUCUCUGUCUUAUAACAGAUGCACAGAACCCUAUAAAAGAUCCUUAUGAAGGAAGCAAAGAAGAUCAAGUGAGCACUAUUGCUACACAAAUGGCUGCACACGGAGUGAAGAUGGAAACUAUUGUUGUGCGGGCAAGAUGGAGCAAUGAUACAGAUCAGAAAUUUGUAAAUGAGAAUGAUCGUUUGUUGCAUCUAUUUUCAGAGAAAAUAUCAGCCAAGACUGUGUAUGUCGAGAGUCCAAUUUCAUUGUUAGGUGCGGUUAGAACUCGAAGGACAACUCCAGUUACAAUUUUCAGGGGUGACCUUGAAAUCAGUCCCCAAUUGAAUAUUAAGGUAUGGGUCUAUAAGAAAACCUCUGAAGAGAAGCUUCCAACUUUAAAAAAAUACUCAGAUAAAGCGCCUCCAACUGAUAAAUAUGCUACACAUGAAAUCAAAGUAGAUUACGAGUACAAAAGUACUGAUGAUCCAAAUAAGGUUGUACCACCGGACCAAAGAAUCAAGGGUUUUCGAUAUGGACCACAAGUAAUUCCUAUAUCAUCUGAUGAGUUGGAAGCUGUCAAGUUUAAACCAGAAAAGAGUGUGAAGCUUCUUGGUUUUACUGAUGCUUCAAACAUAUUGCGACAAUAUUAUAUGAAAGAUGUCAACGUGUUUAUUCCUGAACCGGGGAAUAUGAGGGCUACAGUUGCUGUUUCUGCCUUAGCAAGAGCAAUGAAGGAGACGAGUAAGGUUGCGAUUGUGCGAUGUGUUUGGAAACAAGGGCAGAGGAGUGUUGUUGUGGGAGUUUUAACACCCAACCUAUCUGAGAAGGAUAAGAUUCCAGAUUCUUUUUUCUUCAACGUGCUUCCUUUUGCUGAGGAUGUCCGAGAAUUUCAGUUUCCUUCUUUCAGCAAUUUUCCAGCCCCAUGGCAGCCGAGCGAGCAACAGCAAGCGGCAGCAGAUGAACUUGUAAUGGCACUCGACCUUGCACCACCUGGCAAAGAGGAAAUUCUUCGGCCUGAAUUCACCCCAAAUCCUAUUCUGGAGCGUUUUUAUCAUCAUCUCGAAGUAAAAUCAAAGCACCCAGAUGCAGCGGUACCUCCACUAGACAGAACUCUCAAGACAAUAACUGAACCUGAUCCAGAACUUAUUUUGGAAAACAAGUCUGUUAUUGAUGCAUUCUGUAAAAGCUUUGAAGUCAAGCAGAAUCCAAAGCUAAAGAAGCCAAGUAGGCGAUUGCUGCGAGAGAAGCCUUCUGGCUCAGAUGAUGAAAUGGGUCUUGGUGAUUCGUCAAAUGCUUUGGCUAUCAAGCAUGCUGAGAGCAAUGUCGAGCAAAUUGGGAAUUCAACUCCAGUCCAAGAUUUUGAAGCCAUGAUGUCCCGCAGAGACGACCCCAAUUGGGUCAGUAAAGCUAUUAAAGGCAUGAAAGAGCAGAUAUUCAGCAUUGUGGAGAAAAUGCACGAAGAUGAUGAUUUUACCAAAACACUGGAAUGCUUGGUUGCCCUCCGUAGAGGUUGCAUCCUUGAGCAAGAACCAAAAGAAUUCAAUGACUUACUCCGUGAUCUUGUCAAAUUCUGCCACGAGAAAAAACUUGACAAAUUCAUAGAAUUUCUUGUGUCAAAAGAGCUCAUAUUGAUACCCAAGUCAGAAUCCAUAGACAGUGAGGUGACAGAUGAUGAAGCUCGAAGCUUUUGGGUUAAAAAGGAGCCAAAGUUUGAGUAGAACUGAACAAGAGUUUAUGGUGCUGGGCAGAAAUUUCAGUUGGCAAUUUAGUUAGUGUAAGAUUUUGGGCAAGAUACAUGUAUGCAUGUGUAAAGGCAAUAUAAUUUUGAUUUUACUUCUCUGAUUUGAAUGUAAAUCUGAAGCUGGUUCAGUCAUGAUGGAACAUGUAACAGUUAAUCAGUCUAAUUAUUCAGAUGGGGUCACUUCUGUA
This is a messenger RNA of Mercurialis annua (annual mercury), 2366 nucleotides long. Its product is annotated as ATP-dependent DNA helicase 2 subunit KU80. The transcript has 12 exons. The record is from RefSeq and is a predicted model, not a curated record. Gene Ontology annotation, molecular function: damaged DNA binding; double-stranded DNA binding; DNA helicase activity. Lineage: Eukaryota; Viridiplantae; Streptophyta; Magnoliopsida; Malpighiales; Euphorbiaceae. Gene Ontology annotation, biological process: double-strand break repair via nonhomologous end joining; telomere maintenance; cellular response to X-ray. The coding region runs from base 95 to 2155 and encodes 686 amino acids. Gene Ontology annotation, cellular component: Ku70:Ku80 complex; nucleus.